This is a messenger RNA of Eptesicus fuscus (big brown bat), 3023 nucleotides long. It is a transcript of the gene SIX5, whose product is annotated as SIX homeobox 5. The record is from RefSeq and is a predicted model, not a curated record. Gene Ontology annotation, cellular component: nucleus; transcription regulator complex. Lineage: Eukaryota; Metazoa; Chordata; Mammalia; Chiroptera; Vespertilionidae. Gene Ontology annotation, biological process: regulation of transcription by RNA polymerase II. The coding region runs from base 39 to 2261 and encodes 740 amino acids. The transcript is spliced from 3 exons. Gene Ontology annotation, molecular function: RNA polymerase II cis-regulatory region sequence-specific DNA binding; DNA-binding transcription factor activity, RNA polymerase II-specific.
GAGGAGAAGGAGGGAGGAACUUCCCAAAGUUGCAAAACAUGGCUACCUUGCCUGCUGAGCCGAACGCGGGGCCGGCUGCAGGGGGGGAGGCGGUGGCCGCGGCGGCGACCGAAGAGGAGGAGGAGGAAGCGCGCCAGCUCCUGCAGACACUGCAGGCGGCCGAGGGUGAGGCGGCGGCGGCGGCCGGGGCCGGGGCGGGCGAAGCGGCGGCGGGAGCGGAGGGCCCGGGGUCCCCGGGCGUUCCCGGGUCGCCCCUCGAGGCCGCUGCCGAGCCGCCCACGGGCCUCCGCUUCUCGCCGGAGCAGGUGGCGUGCGUCUGCGAGGCGCUGCUACAGGCGGGCCAUGCCGGCCGCUUGAGCCGCUUCCUGGGAGCACUGCCCCCGGCCGAGCGCCUACGUGGCAGCGACCCGGUGCUGCGCGCUCGGGCCUUGGUGGCCUUCCAGCGGGGCGAGUACGCCGAGCUCUACCGGCUGCUCGAGAGCCGCCCCUUCCCCGCUGCCCACCACGCCUUCCUGCAGGACCUCUACCUGCGCGCGCGCUACCACGAGGCGGAGCGGGCCCGGGGCCGCGCGCUGGGCGCAGUGGACAAGUACCGUCUGCGGAAGAAGUUCCCGCUGCCCAAGACCAUCUGGGACGGCGAGGAGACCGUCUACUGCUUCAAGGAGCGCUCCCGCGCCGCGCUCAAGGCCUGCUAUCGCGGCAACCGCUACCCCACGCCGGACGAGAAGCGCCGCCUGGCCACGCUGACCGGCCUCUCGCUCACGCAGGUCAGCAACUGGUUCAAGAACCGGCGACAGCGCGACCGGACCGGGGGCGGCGGCGGCGCGCCCUGCAAGAGCGAGUCUGAUGGGAACCCCGCUACUGAGGAUGAGUCCAGCCGCAGUCCUGAGGACCUGGAGAGGGGGGUGGCUCCAGUGGCCACGGAGGCCCCUGCCCAGGGCUCCAUAUUCCUGGCUGGGGCCGCCCCUCCUGCGCCAUGCCCUGCCUCUUCCUCCAUCCUGGUGAACGGGAGUUUCCUGGCUGCCAGCAGCUCACCAGCGGUGCUUCUCAAUGGGAGCCCUGUCAUCAUCAACAGCCUGGCCCUGGGUGAAGCCUCCAGCCUGGGCCCCCUGCUGCUCACAGGGGGUGGGGGCGCCCCCCCACCACAGCCUAGCCCCACGGGGCCCAGCGAGGGCAAGACCUCCUUGGUCCUGGACCCUCAGACCGGGGAGGUUCGACUGGAGGAAGCUCAGCCUGAGGCCCCUGACACCAAGGGGCCCCCGGUGGCUGCCUUGGGAACACCUGGAGAGGAGGUGCCAGUGCCUCUGCCCCAAGUGGUGCCUGGGCCCCCGCCGGCUGCUGCCUUUCCUCUGCCCCCAGGUCCAGUGGCUUCUGUGGCUGCCCCACAAGUGGUGCCACUUUCCCCACCCCCGGGGUACCCUGCAGGCCUGGGCCCCACCUCCCCACUAUUGAAUCUGCCCCAGGUGGUGCCCACCUCACAGGUGGUGACUCUGCCACAAGCUGUGGGGCCACUGCAGCUCUUGGCAGCUGGGCCAGGCAGCCCCGUGAAGGUGGCAGCUACAGCGGGCCCUACUAAUGUGCAUCUGAUAAACUCCGGGGUGGGCGUGACUGCCCUGCAGCUGCCUCCGGCCACUGCCCCAGGAAACUUCCUCCUGGCCAACCCUGUGUCUGGCAGUCCCAUCGUGACAGGUGUGGCCGUGCAGCAGGGCAAGAUCAUCCUCACGGCCACCUUCCCCACCAGCAUGCUGGUCUCCCAGGUCCUGCCGCCUGCCCCCAGCCUGGCCCUGCCCCUGAAGCCAGAUGCGGCCAUUUCAGUGCCCGAAGGAGCCCUCCCCGUGGCCCCCAGCCCCGCUCUCCCAGAGGCCCACGCCCUCGGCGCACUUUCUGCCCAGCAGCUGCCACAGCCACCGCCUGCCCCUGCCGCCACCAUUGCUGCCAGCCUGCCCUUCUCCCCAGACUCCUCCUGCCUCCUGGCUGGCUUCCCUGCGCCCCCACCUGAGGGCCUCAUGCUGUCACCUGCAGCCGUGCCCAUCUGGCCAUCGGGACUGGAACUGAGCACAGGCACAGAGGGGCUGCUAGAAGCAGAGAAGGGGCUGGGGACGCAGGCCCCCCACACUGUGCUGAGGCUCCCAGACCCUGACCCUGAGGGGCUGCUCCUGGGGGCCACAGCAGGGGGCGAGGUGGAGGAGGGGCUGGAAGCUGAGACCAAGGUCCUGACCCAGCUACAGUCGGUGCCUGUGGAAGAGCCCUUGGAACUGUGACCCCGCCAGUCCCCAUCGCCUCUCCUGACAACGGUGCUUGAGAUCCAGGACAGCUGGGAGGAGGGAACCUUUCAGGAACACAGUUGUUGAUCUGAAGAUUCCACAUACACUACACCCUCUCCCCGGCUGCUUAACCUCCAAGCCCUGGACGUGCGGGGCUCACCCGUCACUCCCUGUCCUAGGGCACCGUCCCCCUGGAUGGGAAGCCUCCUCUGUUACAGCCCUCUCCUUAUUCUGCCCCAUAUAUGUGGGGAGAUCUGGGGGGUCCUGACUCAGGAGCUCUGCCCCCCUUGACCUGGUACGAGCUGUGAGCUGAAAACCCUGCAAAAUGGCUGGAUUUCCAACCCCCUUGAGCCCUCUCCCUAUCACUCCCUAAAACACUAUUAAUAGCUCCACUGACCUCCAGAGUUCUCAGAACUGCUUGGAAUCAGGGUGGAGGACGGGCAGUCCUGUGCCCAGGGACUGACAGCCUCCCAGCUGGGCUCUUCCAGCUGCAACACAAUGCAGGUGUGGGGUGGCCUGGGCGAGGAUUCCCCUCCGCUCCCCUGGACUGCAGCCCUCAUUGUCACGUCCAGCCCCAGACCAAAGAUCCCCGCACCCGCGGGGCAACCUUGUCCCCCGUGUCUAGUUUGUAUCCUAAAUCUUUAUUUUUCUAGGACAUGUUAUGCCUACAUUUCAUUAAAAUAAAGUUAACAGACAACUAAAAGCUCCAGGAGUUUGGGUUACUUUCCAAACAACUUUCCCAAAGAAAAACUGAGCCAC